GUUUUUAUUGGGUACUUUGGUGUCUAAUUACAAAUAGGAGAGAUUAGUGGUGAUUAAGUGGUUAUUAUCAUGGUCAUAAUUUCUAUAUGCGAGAAAUUAGGGUUUAGGCUAUGUGACUAAUUCGUGUAUUUAAAACACUCUCAUUGUUUUAUAUCCAACAGACAACAAGAACAACAACAUAGCCAGAUAUAAUGCUGUCUUCACCAGCUUUUGCUGCAGCACGUUCUACUCUCGGUCGUCGUCUUCAUGCGAAGAGACUAUCUUCUUCUACUGGUCGAACCGCUGAUCCAGAGAUUCAUGCCCGUAACGAUGGAGACGAGCCUAGUCUUUUUCCAUCAGACCCCGAGGGUUUGGAUGAUGUAGCGAACCCGAAGACUCCAGCGGAUGAGGAUGUACCGGAUAUUCGACCACCCGGUUUUGUAAAGGAACCGCUUUCUCCGCCAAAAAAUCCCAGAGAUACUUCACACAAGCUUGAAUCUACUCCCGUUGGUCUACCUGCAGAUCUCAAUUUCCAACAGAAACGAAAUUAAUAGCAGCAAACGCCUUAGCCGUUAUGGCCUUCUAGAUCAUUCAGAAAUGCUUACUUUUGAUUAGCUUUGAGAAUAAAAUUUAAUUAAAUACACUCUCUACUUUAACUUCUUCGGAUUAAAGAAACUACUUUACUCUAUAUUUGAAAUGUGUUGUGUCUUCGUACUUUUGAGUUUAUGAGAUUAUGCACUAAAGAUUUGAUUCGAGCAUAAAUGAUGAAUUGACGAUAAGACAGUUUUCACAUGGUCCAAAAGGGUUUUGAUUUUGUUCUUCACCAAGAUUCCUUAUAUAUGUUGUAUUCAUCCUUACAAGCUGUAAAUUUUAAAGAGAAUCACAUUCCAAAGUUGAUAUUGAUGAGAUCUUAGAAUAGUAUAGAAAGAGAGCUUUUUUGGGUGCAACAUAGAACCAAAAAAAAACAUUUUAAGAAAAUCACAAGACUUUUGUGCACUCUCUUCGUCCGCCUUUGAAAAACUAAUUCUUCCAUAUACUUAACGCACAUCCUCUUUGUGUUUUCACCCUGAACAGACUUGGGUAAAGCGUAUGUGGGAACCUUGUGUAUCCACUUUGGUGAGACUGUGGAGUGGUAGUUGUUGCGUUGGUGCUCAUGGAGGUAGGACAUUUAUGUGGAUGGCGUGAGAUUGUUGAGGACGACGACGGGUGUUGUGAGUUAGUUGAAGUAAGAGGUCUUUGGUAUCAGUUUGGUGAAACAGGGCGGCUCUCAAGUCACGAUGAGCUAGUGCUUGUUGUUGUUGUUGGGUCCUCGUCUUCUGACAUGAGAGAGUAUUGUAAUUAAUGGAAAAUCAUCCCUGGACCCUGGUGUUACGUACGACACAUGAAUCAGAUAGUUAUAUUGGAAAGUUGACAACCAUAUGCAACAUCAAAUACUCCACUCCAAAGUCUUAAAUAGAAAGAGCAAAAUAUAAAGAGCAUGCUUAAAUCUUCUGGUAUCAAAUUGUUUCAAACAUGAUCAAAAUCACUGCUUAAAGACGGCGUUUGGAGCAAAAUCUUUUAAAUGCGACAGUUACAAAGAUAAUAACGGUUGGCUACGCGGAAAACAUACUUGCUCUUGUUGUUUUCUUUGCAGAACUAAUGGUCUUUACUCAAGAUCACAUACAUUUUUGCAACUUUACUCAAAACUAAGUGGUAAGAAAACUGUAAGAGUAUAAUUCAAUUUGAUGUGUCAAUAAUUCAAUAUAAUAUUGUCACAUUUUAGU
Molecule: messenger RNA, 1742 nt
Organism: Arabidopsis thaliana (thale cress)
Lineage: Eukaryota; Viridiplantae; Streptophyta; Magnoliopsida; Brassicales; Brassicaceae
Exons: 2
Coding region: 192-530 (112 amino acids)
Source: RefSeq, marked reviewed